AUGGAUGAUUCUAUAAAAAAGAGAUACAAACAAUCACAUGUUGUUAUUAGGUUCCUUAUAACUGUUUACAUUAAAAUAUUCUUAUUCAUUUUAUUGACGCUUGCUUUAGGCUGCCAAAUAAUAUGCAUCAUUUUAUUCUUUCCCCUGAUUAUAUGUAACAAAAAGGCUCGGGUAACAAUACUUGGAUACUGUUUUAGACUUUUCAUGUGUCUUAUGUGGUGCCCACUUAACCCAUUUUGGAAACUAAAAAUAAUCAGAAAAGCGAAGAAGGGUUAUAAAGUAUCGAAAACUCUUUUAUUUUGCAAUCACUUGUCUUCACUAGACCCAUGGAUAGUUAAUGCUGGUGUCAUACAAUGGAAUUUAAAAUUCGUUUUUAAGAGCUCACUAUAUAAUGUACCUAUUGGAGGACAGGCAUUAUAUUUAUCAGGAGAUAUUCCAGUUUAUUUUACUAAAGGAAAAGGUGGAUGGGAAGUUAAACAAGGGGGAACUGAAGAGGUUAUGAAAUUAUGUAAAUUAUAUCAAAACAUGAAUAUAAGCACAGUUGUAUUUCCCGAAGGCACACGUUCUAUUACCGGAGAGUUGCAAUUUUUCAAAACAGGCUUUUUUAGAUUUGCAAUUGAAAAUAACUGUGAAAUAUUGCCAUGUGCACUACAUGCAACAAAUAAUGUAUGGCCCAUUAAAUCAAAACUACACGACAUGGGAACUGUAUAUUUUUCCGUGGGGGAACCAUUUUAUCCAACUCCUGGUAUGACUGUAGAACAAUUGAUAGAAAAAACGAGAAAUAGUAUUCUUGACCUGAUUAAAGAGUUCCCUGAUUACGAUCCACAGAUUGACAAGUUAGCAACCGAAGCGACAAAAUUAAGAGGACAUGGUCUAUAA
Plasmodium gonderi is the source of this 879-nucleotide messenger RNA. Its product is annotated as 1-acyl-sn-glycerol-3-phosphate acyltransferase. Gene Ontology annotation, cellular component: endoplasmic reticulum. The record is from RefSeq and is a predicted model, not a curated record. Lineage: Eukaryota; Apicomplexa; Aconoidasida; Haemosporida; Plasmodiidae. Gene Ontology annotation, molecular function: 1-acylglycerol-3-phosphate O-acyltransferase activity. Gene Ontology annotation, biological process: phosphatidic acid biosynthetic process. The transcript has 3 exons. Bases 1 to 879 code for a protein of 292 amino acids.